Molecule: messenger RNA, 1430 nt
Organism: Mercurialis annua (annual mercury)
Lineage: Eukaryota; Viridiplantae; Streptophyta; Magnoliopsida; Malpighiales; Euphorbiaceae
Product: mitogen-activated protein kinase kinase kinase 20-like
Exons: 1
Coding region: 89-1420 (443 amino acids)
Biological process (GO): protein phosphorylation
Molecular function (GO): ATP binding; protein kinase activity
Source: RefSeq, a predicted model, not a curated record
AAACUUUUCAGUUCAGUGAGAGUUUCAGUUGCUGUUUUUUUAGUUUACAAAAUUCUCUUGUUUUCAGUAGAAGAAAUAGAGAGUCAUCAUGAAGAGAAAAUUGUUUGAUUUAAAUACCAUCAUGGAAGAAGAAGAAGAAGAAGAAGAAAUACAAUUUGGUUCGGUUUGUAACAAUGGAGUUUCUUGGUUGAGAGGUUCGUUGCUUGGGAAAGGAGGAUUUGGGUCGGUUUAUAUUGCUAAACUGAAAAAACUAGACUUAAAUACUAUGUAUCGUCCUAUCAUGGCUGUUAAAUCGGCUGGGGGUUGUGAUUCAAGUUCUUUGCAGAAGGAAAAAGAAAUUUACGACAAUCUCAAUGACUGUCCUUACAUUCUUCAAUGCUUUGGCGAAGAAACUACAACUGAUCAGUAUGGUAAUAUGUUUUACAACAUUCUGUUAGAGUACGCUUCUGGCGGAACCCUAGAUUCUCUGAUCAAGCAAUCCGGUGGAUGCGGGUUGCCUGAAUCUGAUGUCAAGAGAUAUACAAGGUUUAUUCUAAAAGGAAUUGAUUAUAUUCAUAGCCAUGGCUAUGUGCACUGUGAUUUAAAGCCUGAGAAUGUGUUGCUUGGGUCUAAUGAUGGCUCUGUUGAUGGUAAAUUUGUUCCGAAGAUAGGCGAUUUCGGGUUGGCCAAGAAAAUUGUGAGAAACAGGAAGUUUGGUGAUUCUGACAUUGGAGGCACUGCUUUGUAUAUGGCGCCGGAGACGGUCACAGAUGGAAUUCAGGAGACUCCGUCUGAUAUUUGGUCUCUCGGAUGCAUUGUUUUUGAGAUGUUAACAGGCCACAAUGUUUGGGAUUCAAGUGAUGCUGCCUCAACUGACGAGAUUUUGGAAAAGAUUGGCGAUUUCUGCGAAUUGCCUGAAAUUCCAUCUCAUAUUUCAAAGGAUGCAAAGGAUUUCUUGAAAGCAUGUUUAGUGAAGAAGCCUGCUUUUAGAUUUACUGCUGAGAUGCUAUUAGAUCAUCAGUUCUUAUCAGUACUAGGUGAUGAUUAUGAAAGGUAUAAACCGGAGGAGGAAGUGUCGAGGAAUUCAGUUGAGUCGUUGCAUGAUUCUGAUUGUGAAGAGCUGUGUAUUUCUAGCUUUUCUGAUGGUCAUGAAAUGUAUGAAUCGGAGGAUGAAGAGUCGGCGAAUUCAGUGCACACGUUGUAUGAUUCUGGUUGUUCAGAGUUGUUCUUUUCUAGCUUCAUUGAUGAUCAUGAAAUCCAUGAAUCGGAGGACGAAGAGUCGACGAAUGCAGUUGACACAUUUUGUGAUGCUGACAUUGAAGAGUCGAAGAAUUCAGUUGUCAGACUAUGUGAUUCUGAUAUGCUUGGAAAUUACAAUAAUGCGGAUCUUCUUUUUGCCGCAUUAAUCUAUCGUUCUUGUUUAACAGGGAUUGCCUCAUGAGAUGUUUUAC